AUGGCUAUAUGGGCUGAAGUUGAUCUUGACGACUACGAGCACACGACCACCGGCACCAUGCGCUUCCUUCUCGUGACCUUGCUGGCGGCGCUGGCGCUGGCGCUGCUGGCCGACGCUCAUCCGGGCUACAAGGGCUAUGGGGGCUACGGCGGGCGGGGCGGAGGCCGCUCCAGGGCUGUCAUCAUCGUCCCGGUGCACUACCCCGUGUACCACCACACACACUCUUACCACAACUACGGAGGCUACGGGGGAGGACACGGGGGCUACGGAGGAGGACAUGGAGGCUACGGAGGAGGACAUGGAGGCUACGGAGGAGGAUAUGGGGGCUAUGGAG
This is a messenger RNA of Penaeus monodon (black tiger shrimp), 334 nucleotides long. Its product is annotated as neuropeptide-like protein 31. The record is from RefSeq and is a predicted model, not a curated record. NCBI's taxonomy places the organism in Eukaryota, Metazoa, Arthropoda, Malacostraca, Decapoda, Penaeidae.